AUGUUCAUUAGUGUUAACUAGGAAAAUAGAGCUGGUAAUAUUUCUUAACUUAAACUUGAGGGUUUAAAGUGAAGAUAGUCCGAGAGAGAAUAAACCAGGUUUAUGAAGUUGAGUUAAUUGGUUUGCAUUUAAGGGUGAUAGAGUUUAAAUCAUAAAUAAUUUAAUAUAACUAAUCCUUAAACAUAAUAAACUCAUUCUUAUUAAAAGAAUUGUUAAAUAAAUUUUGCCCUCUCUUAUUUUUUAAGUUGUUAUGCAUUAGGACCUUAAUAUAAUUAUUUAACCGUAUUAAAUAUACUAAUUAGGGAUUAAAUUUAAGGCCUGCAACUAUAACAAUAAGGUUUUAAGUUUAUGGCCUUAAACAAUUUGGAUAUCAAAUUUUAUUGAGUAGUUCCGAUAUUUUUUUUUAAUUGGCCCUAAAAUAACAAUAAUAAGCAUUUAACCUGAUGGGUCAAAUUAAAUUGUGAAUUUUCCACCUGGAUGA
This is a messenger RNA of Paramecium pentaurelia, 481 nucleotides long. The record is from the annotation of a GenBank genome assembly. NCBI's taxonomy places the organism in Eukaryota, Ciliophora, Oligohymenophorea, Peniculida, Parameciidae.